Meloidogyne enterolobii is the source of this 437-nucleotide messenger RNA. The record is from the annotation of a GenBank genome assembly. NCBI's taxonomy places the organism in Eukaryota, Metazoa, Nematoda, Chromadorea, Rhabditida, Meloidogynidae.
UUUUAUUUAAAAUCUUCUCAAAAAUUCAAAAAUCGUGUAGACAACAUAGAAAGAUGCCUGGCCGAAGAGGAAGAUUUGGAUUAAAACGACCGGCAAGUGGAAUAUGCCAAUUUUGUUUAAAAAUUAUAUCAGCAGCGAAUUGGAGUCGACAUCUUCAACAAAUGCAUAGAGGGGAAAUUGUAGAAAUGAGAAAGGGAGGGGAGCUUGCUAGAAAAGAAAAAGAUGAUGAUCGCUUGUCUCCUGAAUUGGCACCUAUUAAACGACAAAAAAUAAAAACAACAACGAUUUUGGAUCAGGACAAACCAGAAAUUAGUGAAUUCGAUACAAAGAUUGACAAUGAAAAGGACAAUAAAGAGGUGGAAACGACAGAUAUUCCUUUAAGAAGAAGCAAGAGAAAUGCUAAAAGUGGGUUUGAUUUGGAUUUAAAAUUUUUUUAA